GAGAAAAAGAAAAAAAAAUUUUCUUCACAUGUUUUUGUUUUUGUUUUCCUUUGAUUGAUAAUUUAAAUUGUUAUUCUAUUGAUUCUAUUUAUAAUCAUGUCUCUUUGUAAACAAAUUGGUAAAGAUCGAAUCAUCUUGGUGACACCGGAAGAAUUAUCUCAAGAGAGUAACAUUCAAUUACCUGAGAUUAAACCAGAAGAUCGUGAACCAGGAUUAAUAUUACCCAAUGGUGAGAUUAAUUGGAAUUGUCCUUGUAUUGGUGGAAUGGCCUCUGGUCCAUGUGCUUAUCAAUUUCGUGAAGCUUUCUCAUGUUAUCGUGCCUCAUCCACCGAUGAAACAGAUAAUAGAGGCUUUGAAUGUGUAGAAAAAUUUGCUCAAUUACAAGAGUGUAUGUCCAGUUAUCCCAAUUUAUAUCCUAAAAGAGAUGAUGAAGACGAUGAUUUAGUUGGUGAUUUGACAAACACUGACGAUGAUAUUAAAGGUACCAGUGGAUCUCACAGUAAAAUCCAAGAUGAAAACAUCACUGCAACUGGAAGUGGUAAAAAAAACUCUUAGCUGAUAUCAAACAAUCAACAAUUUAACAAUUAACAUGAGCACAAACUAAUAUCAAUCAACUGUUU
Molecule: messenger RNA, 620 nt
Organism: Panonychus citri (citrus red mite)
Lineage: Eukaryota; Metazoa; Arthropoda; Arachnida; Trombidiformes; Tetranychidae
Product: mitochondrial intermembrane space import and assembly protein 40-B-like
Exons: 1
Coding region: 97-555 (152 amino acids)
Biological process (GO): protein import into mitochondrial intermembrane space
Cellular component (GO): mitochondrial intermembrane space
Molecular function (GO): protein-disulfide reductase activity
Source: RefSeq, a predicted model, not a curated record